AAAAUGGUUAAAGAACUGAAAAAUCCAUUGGACGUUGCAGGCAUAAUCGCAGGGGGCGGUGGCGGAGGGAGAGAUCGGUACAGCGGUGGUUCCGCUUCCGCUCUGAGCUGCGGUGGCGAGAAGAUUCGAGAGGAUAGGCAGGGAAGAAUGGUGGACGGGAAGACGAGAAUCAGGAGAGAGAGGGAAGAGGACACGAAGAGCGCGGACAACGUGUCGAGAGGCGCCCCCUCGAGGCAGAGUUUGUUGGAGCUGGUCAGCAGUAAAUGCAUGAGCCGCCACACGCCCACGCAUCAUUACUAUCAUCAGCAACAGCAGGUAUACUCGGUGCCACAGAGAUACUUCAGUUCAUCCCGAGACUCGCUUCACGGUGCUUACGUGAACCGAGGGGCAAGCGAGUUCGAUCUAAGUCGAAAACCGAAGAGAAGGGACCAGCUGAGGGGCAGAUUCAAGCUACCGUAUACCGUAACGCUCUCGCGAGAUCAAUCACAUUUGCACACACCGGCAUCUGUCAAUCAUUUGAGCAAUAGCAGCUGCAACGGCACCGAGACGAGGUACACGGUGCAACAGCAACAGCAGCAACGCGGUAGCAGAGGUUACCCGGGUCAAGCGGGGACGAAAGGUUUUCGUACGGGUGCCCCUAAUUGGUCCUUCAUCUUCGAUCCCGCGGGACGUCUCUGUUACUAUUGGUCGAUGGUCGUUUCCCUCGCCUUCCUUUACAACUUCUGGGUCAUCAUCUAUAGGUUCGCCUUUCAAGAAAUAAACGGCGAAACGCGGUGGGUGUGGUUCUGCUUGGACUACUUCUCCGAUUUUUUAUACGUACUGGACAUAGUGUUUCACAUCCGAACCGGAUAUUUGGAGGACGGUGUCUUGCAAACAGACGCGACCAAGCUACGAAAUCAUUAUACGAACAGCACUACGUUUUACAUGGACAUCCUGUGCCUGCUGCCCCUCGAUUUUUUAUACUUAUCUAUAGGAUUCAACAGUAUACUUCGAAGUUUUAGGCUCGUGAAGAUAUAUCGGUUCUGGGCGUUCAUGGACAGAACCGAGCGACACACCAACUAUCCGAAUUUAUUCCGCUCCACCUCCUUGAUACAUUAUUUAUUGGUGAUCUUUCACUGGAACGGGUGCCUCUAUCACAUUAUUUAUAAGAACAACGGGUUCGGAAGUAAGAACUGGGUAUUCAGCGAUUCCGAGACCGCGGACGUGGUAAAACAAUAUUUGCAAAGCUACUACUGGUGCACGCUGGCCCUCACCACCAUCGGUGAUCUUCCCAGACCAAGAAGCAAAGGCGAGUAUUUGUUUGUAAUAGCUCAGCUACUGUUCGGCCUGCUGUUAUUCGCCACGGUGCUCGGACACGUAGCCAACAUCGUAACUUCCGUGAGCGCGGCCAGAAAGGAGUUUCAAGCAAAGUUGGAUGGUGUGAAAACGUACAUGAGGAUGAGAAGAGUGCCGAAGCAUCUUCAGGUGAAGGUGAUCAAAUGGUUUGAUUAUUUAUGGUUGACGCAAAAAUGCUCAGACGAAGAGAAAGCCGUCAGCUGUCUUCCCGACAAACUGAAAGCCGAAAUCGCGAUAAACGUGCACCUGGACACGCUGCGGAGAGUGGAAAUAUUCCAGAACACGGAGGCUGGCUUCUUGUGCGAGCUAGUUCUCAGAUUGCGACCCGUUCUUUUCUCACCUGGCGAUUAUAUUUGUCGCAAAGGUGAGGUAGGGAAGGAGAUGUACAUAGUGAACAGAGGGCGACUACAGGUGGUGGCCGAUAACGGGAAGACAGUUCUCGCUACCCUUAAGGCUGGUUCCUACUUCGGGGAGAUCAGCAUUCUCAAUAUGAGGACUGCAGGUAACCGACGAACAGCCAGUGUACGCUCGGUGGGCUACUCGGACCUUUUCGUCCUUAGUAAGAAGGAUAUGUGGGAUGUAUUAAAGGAGUAUCCUGCGGCUAGGAUCAGAUUAGAAGCCAUUGCAGUGAAAAGAUUGGAAAAAUACAAGAGAGCUCCUCUCGAGAAAGCUGCAAUGGGUCGAUGUCAAAGCACGCCAGGACUCGUGGAGUCACGAGGUCGUAUACCAUUGGAGGAGAUGUGGGUUUCGCCUGUGGAUACAAAGUCCACUCACGCGUACUCGACCGGCCACUCGUUGUUCUCCCCCAGCCCGAGUCCUGUGACGUCGCGUGGUUUGGCCAGCACCAACGUCAACGUGAACAACGUUGCGAGAAGCAUGGAUAGUCCGAUGAGUGCCACUAGCAGCGGCCACAGCAGCGAGGACCAAACCACCAGGGCACCGCAAUCCGCCACACGCAGGCAAUCCACCCACUCUGGAAUAACCUGCAACAGUAUGACGCAAUUAGUCGGCGAAGGUGCCACACCACUUUUAGGCACUAAUGAAGCUUUAUUAGCCGAAAUUAAACGUCUUCGAGAACGUCUAGUUUGUUUGGAGUCUGAAAAUGCUGCGAUGAGUGCUAAACUGAAUCAACAACAAUGGGAAGUAGAAAAUCGAUUGGCCGAAAUCGAGAUGCAGAUUUGCGGUGCUAAGCGCGGCAAAACAAAAAUAGGGCGAAUACGACAUUAUUUGUCUGAAACUACGGAUGAUAGAUAUACAGCAGAUGAUCGAGAAGAAUUUGAAGAAGCUAGAAUCUCUGGAAGAUCUAGUGAUACGAAAUCAAUAGGUAGCCUCAGUCAACAUUUCUUUGAAAGUGACGAAGACGAGAAAUAUUAUGGUACUUGUAAUGGUUAUGUUUCUCAGCCUGGCAGUAAAUCAAACUUAUUGCUAUGCAGUGAAUGUGAUCAGAAAACUCGUACCUGCACAUACAGACCACAAACACCUGGUUCUUAUAGUAGUAGAUACGUCGAGGAACGUUUUGACGAGCGACUUCAAGAACCAGGAACUUCUCGCACAUACAAAAGUCCAAUCCAUACAUCUUCUCCUCGGUUAGUAUAUCAUGAUCAAGACUAUAGUGGUCAAUCAUCUUCACCUAGAUCAAUUUAUCGUGAUCAAGAAUAUCAAACUCGAAGAGGUUGGUCAAAGAAAUAUGAACAAGAAUUUGAUCGAAGAGAGUAUGAAGAAAGAGAAUUAAAGCAGGAUGAUGACAGUCCUGUUUGUGAAGUUUGUCAUGGAAAUGGUCAUAUUGUUCAAUGUGAACAUUGCGAUUUUUCUAGCGAAGGUGAUUUAAUAUGUUUCCGAUGCCAGAGUGAUGAAGGUUCAUCAAAUGGUCAAAGUUGUCCUCGUUGUGAGAAAAAUGAAAGAAUAUUAUCAAGUAGAUCGCAAAGAGGAACAUCAUCCAGCGAUGAAGGAAAAUACCCAGUAGAUGCUGUAGUAAAAAUACAAGUUAAUGAUCAUAUGAUUGAUGUAGAUUCAGAUGAGACACCUGAAAGUGACUUAUCAAGUAGUCAUCAUCAUCAAAGGAGUACAAUGGAACGAUUAGAUACUAUUGUUGAGGCAAAAGGAGACACUGCCAGUGAAAAUGACGAGGAAAAUGGGGGUACAAAGUUAAAUGGAACUAGUAGUGCAAGAUAUCUCAAUUAUAUGAUUGUACUGUUUCUGUAAAUAACAUGGUUAUGGUAGCUGCAGUUGAGCUAUGGAUUAUGUUGGUAAAUGGAGAGUGUUGUUUUGUUGAAGCUAUCAAUUAAAAAAUAAUUUUUAAUCUUCAUUAUAAACUAUUAUAAUACAUUUCUUAUUAAAAAUAUAAUAGUGUUAUGCUAUAUUGGAUUUAUAAACUAAAAUUAUAUAAUACAAAUCUAAUAUUUCCUUCACUAAUGUUAGACUAGUAAUGAGAUUAUAAAUAGUACAAGUAACAAAUAUUGAUAAAUAUUUCUCAAAAAAUUUUUUUAUAAUGCAAUAAAAAUUAGUUGAAACAUUUUCAAAAUAAAUAAAUAAAUAAAAACCAAGGAAACAUUAGAUUGGAACAUUUUACACUUUCUUAUUAUACUAUUUCAAGUUCUCAUAUUAUGUGUAAAAUUUCUAAACGAUUUAUACUAAAAAUUUUGGAAAUCAACUUACUAAUAUUCAACAACGAUACUCUUCAUCUAAGUCGAAGCAUUUUCAAAAGUAUAACUUCGAUGCACGAAAAAAUCUAUUGAUUUUAACGUGUCAUAACUUUUCAAAAUGUUCCGUACACAGAUUGCUUGACAUCGAAAUUUGUUGCCGUAUGAUAUUUUCGGCGCCGUAGCUCAACUUGCAUGUAAAUAAACUGCCAAAGGAACAUUCAUCCGUAUAUCGUAGGGCCGUAUAGGUUAAUAGGUAACUCGUAAUGUUUAAAAUGCUAUAUGAGAGAAUGAGAAA
Molecule: messenger RNA, 4272 nt
Organism: Apis dorsata (giant honeybee)
Lineage: Eukaryota; Metazoa; Arthropoda; Insecta; Hymenoptera; Apidae
Exons: 15
Coding region: 4-3537 (1177 amino acids)
Biological process (GO): monoatomic cation transmembrane transport
Cellular component (GO): plasma membrane; intracellular cyclic nucleotide activated cation channel complex
Molecular function (GO): protein-containing complex binding; intracellularly cGMP-activated cation channel activity; intracellularly cAMP-activated cation channel activity
Source: RefSeq, a predicted model, not a curated record